GAUAGGGAUAGGGCAGAGAACCGAAGCUACAGAGCGGAGGUGACAGCGGAGAAUGGAGAGGAGCGCGUCAGCCCGGCGAGCUUUGACGGCGGCGAACGCGCAGAUCCCACUCGGUGUUUCCCUUCUGGAGCCCGCGAGCUGAACGAACCCGGGAGGAAUGGCUGAUCCUCUGCGGAGGACUUUACUAGCGAAACUCCGGGGGAGGAAAUCCAAGAAAGGAGCGACGCUCGGCGGUGGAUACGGAUCUGCUGCUGCGGCGGCUGCGGCGGACGGGAGCCGAGAAGGUAAAGAAAAAGUUUUGCGGGCAGACUCCGGUGACGCUCCGGUUGUGUCGCUCACCGCGGAAAGAAUGAGCGCGUACGAGAAUUGUGUUGACGGGGCCACGGGGCUCCCGGGGCGGGUUGGGGUGCUUGGGGAGAGUCGCGCAGCCGAGUUGUCCGGCGCGCGUCCCCCGGAGCAGAGCAGCGGGGGCAGGGGUCGGGUUAACGAGCAGCUCCCUGGGGUCGAGGGUCGUGUGUCCGGGGAGGCGGAAGAGGGCCACCGGGGGCUGAGACCGGCCGGGGAAACCGCGGGCUCGCCGGCGGGGGUCCAGAGAAAGCGCUUCGUGUCGGUGCCUCGGCAGCGCAGCGUCGGGGACUCAAUCGGGUUUGGGGACAAUUCAAACCGCGUUAUGCGGCGGGUUGAGCCGCAGACCGGGGCCGGGGAAGCUCCUCCAGAGAGCCGGGUCGCUGCCGCUGCUGGUGCCGGGAUGGAGCCCGGGGACGGAGCCGAGUCCCGGCACAUGGCAGCGGCCGCGGCGGCCCUGCACGGACACAACGCCAACUGGAGCUCUGACAACAACCCGACUCCGGAGGCACGUUACGCGGAACUCGUGGAUCCAAACUGCGUGCCACGGAACACGGAGGAAAACAUUUUAAUCAGAAAUAUCGAGAGCUACGGGCCAGAGUUCGCAGGGGACGUUAGGGGGACCGUGGGGGGGCUGCUGAGCCCCACGUUUUUCCCCACAGAGUUAGAGAUAUGCGACAUCAACAGGGCAUCUCCGUGCGCCACGCAGGCCUCGCUCAGAUACCCCGGGGACAGCGAGGACGAGGAUUACUAUGACAAUGAAAUUCUGCCUUUUUAUGAAACUAUCAGAGUGAACAGUGAUCGAUGCGAGGCUGCAGACCUGCCCCCGUCGGGUCGGGACAGAGGCGGCAGUGCUCAGGAGACGGACAGGCUGAGGAACCAGCUGCAGGAAGCUUACUACCUUCUCAUCAACGCUAUGAAUGACAUCAACCUGGACGUGCAGCAGGUCGGUGGUGGUUCGACCGAGCAGCAGGCCACCUCCUCCUGCAGCAGCCACUCCAGAGACAGUCUGUGCUCCAGGCUGUCGGCCAAGAACAUGGACAGUGACUCCUGGUCCUCGGGAGGAGACCACAGUCCACAGCAGGUGUCUGACACCGACUCGGUCCUGCUGUGCAUCAGUGGGAACCCCGAGUCAGGCCUCAGAAGCAGGCUGAACAGUAAGAGCAUGGUGAACCUGACACAUACCGAGAUGAGACCAAUGUUACUGCGCUCGGCUAGUGACGGGGCCAUCAGGUACCCAGGUGGCGUCUCGGUAUGUGUCAGGGCCCCUGGAACCCAGAACCCAGGUAUCUGCUCUGAUAAAGAGGCCACAGAAGCUAGAGAGGAGGUCGGAGAUGUGGCCGAGCUGUCGGACAGCAACGCCAUCAGCAGCGAUGAGCUCCUGCAAGAGCCUGGUGGCGAGGAGGACCACGGUAGGCCCCUCAAUGAGAGCAGCGGCUCGGUCAACAGCCUCACGGGAUCCUCGGACAGCAACGCAGAGGCUUCCACACAUCAGAGUCACAACAAGCAGGAGCUGAGUGGAGCCCACGCUCAGGGGCCCAACGCUCUCAACAAGGGCCACGGGGUCACCGUCAACAAGAUGCAGGAGUGGAUGCACAAAGGCCGCUUGCUGUCUUCAGAGAUGAAGCAGCGUAUAGAGGGCUCGUCUUUGCCUCGUGGUGGAGGCCACAGCCAAGAGCGCCCCUGUCCCCAGGCUAACCCUGGUGGCUCCAAACCUGGGGUCCAGACAUCCGGCCGAGAGGUCAAGUCUGGGAAGGCUAAAUCCCCGAUGGUCAAGGCACCUCGACAGCAGCAGCAGCAGCCAGCUUUCAUUGAGAAUGUCCAAACCCCCUUCGCUAACGGCCGCGAGGUGGCCAGAGCGGCCGAGCCCUCGUCCCGGAGGCCGCCGCUCACCACCAUCACGGUCUCCAAGAAGCGCAACUGGCUGCAGCAGAGCUCCCACGGGAAGAGUCACUGCCUCAAGGACGAGCUGCAGGGAAUGCUGGGAGCUGAGGAGGAGGGCUCCCAUCAGCCUCCUCCCAGUCCCUCCCCAGACCACCUGAGACCCUCUGGGGGAGCCCCGCCGCGGCCGGUCCGCCUACAGCUGCCUCAGGUCAUCGUCGGUCAGGCCAAGGUGUCUCCUUUCCCUCGGAGCGUGGACCCUGCCGAGGAGAACGACGCAGACGACGAGGGGGAGAUCUGGUACAACCCGAUCCCCGAGGACGACGACGCGGACUCGGCUAACCGCCCCUCCGUGCGGCUGCUGGUGCCCCCCCGGACGGAGCUCGAGCGGAGGCCCAGCCGGGCCGGGGACGUGAGUCACGGAGGCAGCGGCGUGCCAGAGGUUCUCGUUGAAGGCGUCGGUGGCGGCUCGGGAGACGGGAGUCAGGGCAGUGCUGUACAUUCCACAGAGGCACCACAUCUGCACAGACAGAUGCUCGCGUGCAAACCUCAGGAGGAGGGGGGGCCUUCCAGCAGCAGAGUCACAGAUGGAACCGAGCUGCCCAACGCCGUCGGCUUCUCGCCUCCCUCCAGCCCCAACCCGACCAAGAAGAGCAGCUCCAUCAACUGGUCCUUCCCAGACAAGAUCAAGUCCCCACGCACCGUCAGGAAGAUCUCCAUGAGGAUGAAGAAGCUCCCGGAGCUGAGCCGCAAACUCAGUGUCAAGGGGACAUCGAGCGGCAGCAACAACGGCAGCAGUCAGCCGGAGCCUCGUGCCCAUUCUCCCAGAAACAACUCAGAGACUGUCUCCCAAACCUCAGGCCCUCCUCGGUUGACGGCGUCUGGCGGUGGGCAGGCGAGCCGGAACGUGAUUUCGCGCUACCACCUGGACAGCAGUGUGUCCAUGCAGCACAGCUUCAGCAAGAAGAAAAGCAACGGCAGCUCGAAGUCCGCCAGCAAAGGUGGCUACCUCAGUGAUGGGGACUCACCGGAGCUGGUGGCCAAAUCUGGGAAGCACGGCGCCUCGGAGGGGAAGGCGGGGAAAGGCAAGGAGGUGGAAGCAGGGGGGAGCUCGAAACUCAACGGCACCGAGCUGGACAUCGAUGCUUUCCGCCAUUACAGCUUCACUGAGCAGCCCAAGUGCAGCCAGUACAUCUCUGGACUCAUGAGUCUGCACUUUUACGGUGCCGAGGACCUCAAACCUCCGCGAAUCGACUCUCGAGACGUCUACUGCGCCAUCCAAGUGGACUCGGUCAACAAGGCCCGAACCGCUCUCCUCACAUGUCGCACCUCCUUCCUGGACAUGGACCACACGUUCAACAUCGAGCUGGAGAACGCCCAGCACCUGAAGCUGGUGGUGUUCAGCUGGGAGCCCACGCCGAGACGGAACCGCGUCUGCUGCCACGGCACGGUGGUGCUGCCCGCGCUCUUCCGGGUGACGCGGUCCCACCAGCUGGCGGUGAAGCUGGAGCCGCGGGGGCUGAUCUACGUCAAGCUGAGCCUGAUGGAGCAUUGGCAGAACUCGCUGGACGGCCGGCUGGGUGGAGACAGGGAGCCCAAGGUGUUCGGAGUGGAGGUGUGGCGGGUGGUGGAGAGGGAGAACACGGGACUGAUGGUGCCGCUGCUCAUAAGCAAGUGCAUCAACGAGAUAGAGAAGAGAGGCUGCCAGGUGGUGGGCCUCUACCGUCUGUGUGGAUCUGCGGCGGUGAAGAAGGAGCUCCGGGAGGCGUUCGAGAGGGACAGCUACGCCAUGGAGCUGUGUGAGAACACGUAUCCCGACAUCAACGUCAUCACAGGCGUUCUGAAGGACUACCUGCGAGAGCUCCCCUACCCUCUGAUCACCAAGCUGCUGUACGAGGCCGUGUUAGAGGCCAUGGCCACGAGGCCGCUGCGCAUCGGGCCGGGCGGCUGCGAGAACGACCAGGCCGACUCGGAGCACACCGUCAGCCUGCUGGAGAACCUGCCGGAGGUGGAGAGGGUGACCCUGCGGAAGCUUCUCAACCACCUGAAGCUGGUGGCGUCGCACCAGGACGUGAACAAGAUGACGUGUCAGAACCUGGCGGUGUGUUUCGGCCCGGUGCUGCUCAGCCAGCGACAGGAGGCGUCGUGCCACACCAACCGAGUGUUCAUCGACUCCGAGGAGCUGGCGAGCGCUCUGCACUUCAAGAAGCACAUCGAGGUCCUGCACUACCUCCUGCAGCUGUGGCCAGUUGUUGACCCACAUGGCGAGUCCUCCUUUCAGCCCCUGGCGUCAUCAGACCGACUCUCUGCUCCUCCUCUGCGGCGGAGGAAAGAGCGCCCCCAGGUCCUGAACCUCUCUGAGGCGGAGAUGGCGGGUGUUCUUCGGCCCAGACCGGGGCGUCUGGACAGCCCGAGCAACCGCUAUGCCGGUGACUGGAGCCGCUGCGGCGAGAGCUACUUCCCCUCUGAAAUGCUGCUGCCUCCCAGCAAAGAGGAGGCAGACUAUGAUGAUGUGCCCUCCGAGGAUACAGAGGCAGCUGAGGAGGAGCAGGAGGAGGAGCAGGAGAAGCCUGAGGAUGAAGAGGAAGAUAAAGAACAGAAGGUCGCACGCCCUGCAAGCGAUCCAGCUGAGCAGGAGCCACCUCCUUCAGAGGAUGUGGUGAAAGUGGUUGAAGAGGUGAACGAGGAGGGGGAGGAGGAGGCGGAGGUGGUGGAGGAGGAGAAGCACGUAGAGAGCGAUAGUUCAGGCAACGGACAGCCGCUAGAAGACGAGGAGGAGGAAGAGGAGGUGAGGGUGUGCGACCACAUCCUGCCCCCUCGGCUGCCCAGAGAGCACACGUACCAGGCCUACAUGAAGAUCCAGGACAUCAGCCCUGUGCUGAGCAACAGGGUCAACCUGAAGGACCUGCAGGAGAGCAUCGACACGCUGAUCGGAAACCUGGAGAGGGAGCUCAACAAGAACAAGCUCAACGUCGGAUAUUGACUCACACACACACACACACUCUGCCUGACGAGUUCGAGGAAGACCUUCUUUACCAUCAAGGUGCUUCAGGAUAACUCCACACUGCAGUGCUGCUGUAAAAACCCUAAAGGAUGAGAUGAGAGGAAACAGGACAGGGCUCUUCUGGCAUUUGUACCCAUAGACAUUCCUCAUGUUUGUUUUCCUCUGAUUUUGUCGACUGUCUCACUUUGGGUUGUCAUCGCAUUGUGUCAGUCCCGUUGUGUGUUCCAUGUUGUUAUUGUUGCUUCUCUUCUUAUUAGAAGAACCCAUUGACCCCUCAGGGGUUUAAAAGGUGCCUUAAUUGUGCGAAGGUGUUACGUGGAAUUGAAAGUCCACCCUGGAAUAAAACGCAUCCCCUCCUCUGAUACAGGACGUGAAGAGCUUUUACUUUGAACAUGCAGGUAGAAAUACAGUCUAGAUACAAUGGGGCUCUGCUCAUUCAAUGAUGAACACUAACUCAUCCCAGUGCUCCCAGUUUCCAAGAUUCUUGGCAGAGUCUGAAGCAGCAUUUGGACAUCGGACACUUCAAUAUGAAUUCACUCGCUGGAAAUCUCUGGGAGACAUUUGGCCUUUCCAUUAAGAAUUCCAACAAAAUCUGUAAUGAAGUAAUUUAAUCAAUUCAGAAUCUGUGCAAGGCCCUUGUGUUAUUUCUGGAAGCAGAGAGAAGGAAUAUCUUCUCAUAUUUUUAUUGAACCUCACUGUUAUUGACCGGAGAAUUCAUCUCUCUGCUGAAAGGAAAAACAACAGGAUUCCUGGAAGUUUCAAGCUUCUAGUUUCAUCCAGUUUAUAUCUUUUAAUUUGACCAUUUAUUCAAUGAGACACUCCAGGAAUAAAAAUAUGUCUUUUAAUGAGUAAACAUAACUUCAUGUGUAAAGUCAGAGUAUCGCAGGAGGAGCUUGUGUCCGUUCUAUUUCAGGGUGAAUUUCUUAUUUUUUAAGGCAGCAGAGAGCUUUUCUAUUGAGGUAUGAAACACUAAAUGUUGUACAACAAUAAUGCACUUAUGAGUUAGGCAGUAACGUAGAUCGUCAUUAUAGAUCAUGCAGUAAAAUAUAUUCUGGCUGUGGACUGAAUGGAGAGAAACAGCUGUGACUGAAACCUCCUCCUAAACAAGAAUAUGGAGGAAAAUGGGUUGAAACGUUUUUUACUUUGUGCAAGUUUUCAAUGUUUCAACACUCCGACAUUUAGAUAAACACUUUUCAGAGUUGGGUACGAGAUUAGCUUGCAGCUAACACUGUCACAUUCAUCAGAAAAUACGCUCAAGCCGAAUAAAUACAACUAAAAGAAAUAUAAUAUUUCCUCUUUAUUAUUUGAAAUAGCCCAGAAAACAUUGCGACAUCAACACUUAAGACUGGGUAAUUUUACAACUAGCGCUUAACGUUGUGUAGGUCAUUUGAAGCUAGCUUGCCAGCUCCACGAGAGUUGUAUUGAUCUUAUUUAAGAAAUUCAUGAAACGUCUUCUCACAGAAGGCAUAGGAAACUAUUCCUCUAAAAAGCUUUUUGCUUAUUCUAGCUUUUGGCGAAUCCGUGAAACAGAAACAGCUCAAAUGUGAAGCACAAUUUUUCCGCGCGGCGGUAGAAGCCGUUAGCGACGGGGCUCAGUUGGUACGACUUUAAGCUAGCUGCCUAAAUCGACUAAGGUUUGUUCUCAGCAAUCCAGGGAUUCAGAAUGAUCAGUAUUUAACCUAUAUGUAUAUGUAUAUAAUUAUAUAAAUGUCUUCGGAGUAUAUUAUUUUUACAGCUUCUGUUUCGAUUGCAUAUUUAAAUACUUCCGAUGACCUCGUAGUGUUGUAGCGAUAGUCGCUUUCCUCCCUUCGAGCUACCUGUACACAUCUCAAUGUGCUGGACUUAUGGUACAACUUUAGCUGUAAAAUAUAUGAUAAAAUCGUGCCCUUGCAGAAAAAGUGACAUUGUUAUUUUUGUUAUAUUGUGUAUACAUGUAUAUUUGACAUUGUGUCUCUGGUGGACUAAGCUGUGUUCAUGUUGUUGUUUUAUUAAAGGUACUGAAAGUUGCAUGGUCAAAAGCUUUACUGACAUAAACAAGGCUCCCUCUCAUCUGCCUUUGUAUUUGAUAUUUAUGUGUAAAAAGACUAUUUUGUAAUGUAUGCUCGUUUGUUCGUCUCCCUGUUUCUCAGAUUGAACAUUUCCUCGGUCCAGCUUUCUCUCCAGAGGAUUAAAGACAGACAUAGACUCGGUUAACUCUCCGAUUCUUUUCUUGAUAGAAUUUAGUCUGUGAAAUGUCUGAAAAUUGUGAAAACGCACAACUUUGAUUGUUGGUUUUGUCAAAAACAUUCAGUUUCCCCAUCACAUAUGAUAAAGAAACAGACAAUCUCAACUUAAGUAAAAUAUUCCUAUUCAGUCCCAACUCAUCGCUACUCAAAACCUAUUCAUUCCAAAUCAUCCCUAGGUGUAAAAAUAAGAGACAUGAUUGAUAGUAAGUGAAUUUGUUGUUCAGGUGGAUGUUUGUUUCUGUGUUUACAACAUGGUGUCUGUUCCCGCAGCUCUGCGGUCAACAUGUGGCUGCUGUGUGGUGAAAGUGAGUUUCAGCAGGGAUCCCUUCAAACCAUCUGUCCACUCACACAGCACAAAACAACCAGGGCCUCACUUUAUACGAUAAUUUGAUUUCCAGAUCUAAAAAGCUGCUUAUGUAAAAGAUUCUGAAGACGUUUAUGACUUUUUUAAAUUCUUACUAAAUUAAUAAAUUCUAACAAAUAUCAAAACCUUUAUAAUAGAGGUCUAAACUCAGCAUGAAGCCUGUUUUAGGCGGCACAGUCCUACAUCCUGCAUGGAGCCACAAUCUGUCACAUGUAAGAGCAACAACCAGUUUCAUUAUCAAGGAGUUCAACGACUUCAUCAAACACCUGCAUUCGUUUUAAUGUUACUUCGACCGGUCUUGUCCUCUUUGUCCUCUGGAAAUACCACGUGGAAAGCAUCGCUUAACAAAACAGAAACAUCGCUUUGUGUUGAUCCUGAGAAAUGUAUGGUCAUAAUAAAGUAUAUUAUUUUACAUCU
Molecule: messenger RNA, 8236 nt
Organism: Platichthys flesus (European flounder)
Lineage: Eukaryota; Metazoa; Chordata; Actinopteri; Pleuronectiformes; Pleuronectidae
Gene: syde2
Product: synapse defective 1, Rho GTPase, homolog 2 (C. elegans)
Exons: 8
Coding region: 158-5209 (1683 amino acids)
Biological process (GO): signal transduction
Source: RefSeq, a predicted model, not a curated record